GAUUAUUGUUGUGGUUGGGGUAAAUAGUACGCUCAUUGGUUGGGGUGCGCGUUCUUCGAAACGGAUCCUGAAAUUGUGUAAUGUAUGGUCAAAAUUUAUGCUCUAUGAGGAAAUAUUUCGUCAUUCAAAAUGAGUUCAUCUGUUGACUUAGAAAAUGGCCUCCUCAGUUAUUCUAAUCCAAAUUAUAAGCUAACUGCAUCAGAUGAGAAUUGCAACGUUGAGGUGCAGGAUGAUUCUGAUGAACUUUAUGAGGGAUUAGAUAUUGCGUGCCGAGUAUCUCGUAGGCCCGGAAUUCGAAAUCGUCGUAAAUAUGCAAGCUUGGAUCCUGUGUCUAUGGGUGUUGAUGUUGACUUAGAAACUACCCCAAUGCUUACUGAAAGCACAGAAAAUAAUUUAAACGAACCAGAAAGUUUAAAUCCUAGUGAGCCAGAACUUUUCCAAGCUGUUGAUAAUGGUAAUUCAAUUUUUGACUCAAAUGAUAAUAAGGAUAUGGGGAAAAGGUCAAGUUUCUUAGAAUACUGCAUUAGUCUUGAAUCAGCUUCUCAAAAACAGAAGAAACCAGCAGCAUGCCAAGCUGCAUAUUCCUCUGACGGCAACCUUUCUUCUGAAUCAAAUGUAUUUGAAAAAUGCUAUGAGGAUAGAGAAUUUUUUAAUCAAGCUGAUGGACUAAAUCAUAUAAAAGGAUCUUUCUCACAGAAUUCAUAUUCUGUAUUACACAAGAAAAGCAUUCCAGUGCUUGAUCAGAAGUCACUGUUAAGCAUUCCUAUUAGAUUCAGUAAUACUUUGAACUCUGAGAAAACAUUGUAUUCAGAAGCUAAUGACUGUGAUUCUCUUCCAUCUGGUUGGGAAAAACAUGAAGAUGACAAUGGACCAUAUUACUGGCAUAUCAGCAGUGGGACAAUCCAGCGAGAGCCUCCUAUUUUACAUGUUGGGUGUAAUAAAACUCCAAGCAGAAUGUCAAAAGAUCUUGAAUUGAUAGCGACUGAAAACGAAUUUUGUUUGAAUUCCUGUAAAGCAUCUUGUGGAAUAUCUGUUGCAAAUGAAACAUCCCAUAACAUCUUGAGCGUUCAUUCACUUGAUGAAAAAUAUAAGAGGAGGAGUUGUCCUGAUGGUUCUUGUAGUUUAACUUCUGAUAAAAGACCCAUUCGGUUUGCUGUCAGAUCUUUGGGCUGGGUGGAAAUUGCAGAGGCUGAUUUAACACCUGAAAGGAGUAGCAAGGCUGUUAACAAAUGUAUAGUUGAUUUAUCUAUGGGCAGAAAUGAUAUACUUGAUGUUGUUGGAAGAUGGGGUGAUGGAAGGGAUUUGUUUAUGGAUUUAGAUGACUAUUCCUUGCGUUUGAUGGAUACACAAGAUUUGACAGUUCUUAAUACUCAACCAAUUCAUACAAUCGUGAUGGGAUUGGCGGACAAUGGAAUAGAAAGAGAUUUUGCGUAUGUGGCUCGUGACAGAAUAACCAAAAAGCACAUGUGUCAUGUCUUUCGCUGUGAUAUCCCGGCACGAAUAAUAGCAAACACAUUAAGGGACAUAUGUAAAAAAAUAAUGAUUGAAAGAAGUCUGCAACGUAAUUUGGAGAAACAGAUUGAAUCUAGUUCAGAAACAGAAACUUCCGACUCAAAACGAGGUGUUCCUAUGCGACCAACAGAUCUACCUAUGGAGCAGCAGCAGUUUCAAACCUCAGAAUCCCAGGGUUCCUAUACAGGUCAGUUUUUUCCCACUCCUAUGGAAGAACCGAAGAAAGUUCUCAAAGUACAUUACUUGGGAUGUGCUAAUGUUGAAAAAGCUACUGGGGUUGAUGUGCUAAAUGAUGCAAUUAGCCAACUUUCUGAUUCUGUACCCAAAUCAGAGUAUAAAUAUGUCAAUGUUGCAGUUGCACCAUCUACAAUUACUAUAUCAGAACCUGGAGACGAGGGGAAGCAAUUAGCAGAAUGUCGGGUGCGUUUUUUAUCCUUUCUUGGAAUUGGGAAGAAUGUCAAGAAUUGUGGAUUUAUUGUGCAUACAGCUCAGGAUGAGUUUGUUGCUCAUGUUUUCUACUGUGAGCCUUCAUCAGGUGCUCUAUGCAAAACUAUUGAAGCUGCUUGCAAAUUGCGCUAUCAGAAAUGCUUGGAUGCUCACAGACAAGAUACUGAUCGGAAAAAUUCAGAGGCACAAAAAAAGGGUCUAGGGACUGCUUUAAAAAGUGUUUUUGGAACAUUUUUUUUAACUAGACUGAGCAAGAGUGCUGAAACAUGAAGUUAAAAGUAUUGUUUCUAGAGGAAUUAUCCAGCCAUAUUUAUUUACAUCAUACUAUUAUUUUGGUAGAUAUUUUAUGUACAGUAUUGUAGUUUAGUGUUAUGUAAUUUUUAUUAAAUAUGUUUGACUCAAGAUUAAAUGUUGCCUUUAGGUCUGUUAGCAUUCAUAGCAAGCAAUGUAAGCAUUUUCAGAUUACUGUCACAAUAGGCAAUGAGUGAGAUGAUUCAUAAAUUGUCUGCAUUAUAUGUGAGCUUCUUUUUUUAAAGAUGUAAAUAAUUGUAAAAUAUGUUUAUCCUGUGAAUUUUUUUAUGCUGUUAGCACUCCUAACAUGUUUGAAAAUUGUAAUAAGCAAAAAUUGUGGUAUAUAUUUGAAUAUUAGUUUGUUAUUUAUGUGACCAAAGUUCAGAAAUAUUAAUUCUGCAUUCCCCCCUUCUACCAAAUGGAGAGUUUUAAAUAUGAAAUUUACAAAUGACAUUCUGAUUAUUGAUGAUUCUGUUGUUUUAGAGGCAAAAUCAGAUACUUUUUAUAGGGACCUUGCAUACAUUAUCACCACUGCCAAUUUUAAUUAUUUUUCAUUCAAACAUUCCUUGUCGUCAUAAAUAGCCAACCAAGUAUUUUCUUUUAUUAUUAUAUCAUUAAUUUUUAAUGCAUACUAUUGAAAAUACGAAUUAAAAUGCAUACAUAUCAAAUUAUUGCGGGCAAAAUUAUAUCCUGAGGCUGCUUUGGCAUUUAUUUUCCGGCUAUUAUAUCUAUAGUAUUGACUUAUUGACAGUAAUUAAUAUUUUUUUUAUUAGAAGUGAAAAUUUACAGGAUUUCUUAGAAGCAAUGUGGAUGCAAUACAUCUUGUUUGCUUUGUAACCGUGAAAGCUAAAUUAAAUUUUUUUUUUUUUUUUUUUUUUUUGCAAGAAAUAAUAAUAACUUUAUAUAGUUUUCUUAUUUAACAAUAUUCAUGAUAAUUUUGUUUAAAUGUUUGGAGCUAUUUUUUAUGUUCCAUGAAUUAUAUGGAAGAUUUUUUAAAAAAUUACCCCCAUGUGUAUCAUUUAUAUUAUUGUUAAUUUUAUAUGUAUGUCAUCUGAUGUUUACUUUUUAAAUACUUAGAAACGUCCUGAAAUUGUGCAGCUAAAUAUAUUAGCAAUAUAUUUUUAUUACUUUUUAAUUUAUACAAUUAUAAUAUAUGCUGUGGUAUACUAUUUUAUGUAUUUUAUAUGAAUAAUAUAUAAAGCUAUUGAUGUAUAUAAAUUAUAACUUCCUAAUUUAAUGUUUUAUAUUAAAUUAUAAAUAAUUUCAUUAUCAUAAAGAGAUUUCUUAUUCUUUAUGCAUCAUAAUAAAAAUCUCAGAACUUUAAAAUGCUGGUAUGAUCAUAUUAAUAGCUAGUGACAUUUUGACUAUCUUGUGCAUCUUAGCAGGAAAUGUUAUAUGUAUCCUGGCAAACAUAAAAGACACAAUCAGUAUAAUCUGAUAAAUUAAUCUUAACACUGAAAGAGUUGUGCUGAAUUUUAUUAUCAGUUAAUAUGUGAAAAUGAGGUGAUGAAUUAUUGUUUUCUUUUCAGUUUCUUUUUUUUUGGGGGGGGGUCUACAUUGGGAUUUUUAAAUCAGAAUACAUUUUUGUGUAAAUCAUUUGAAUUGGGAAAGGUAUCAUUUUAAAGUAAUGUGCAUAAAAUAAUUACAUUGAAAAACUUUAAAAUAUAUAUUUAAUACUUACCCUUAACUCACUCAGACAUGGUACAUAAUAAGGCAGAAAGGAAUAAAAUGUGGAAAAUAAUUAGUUUCAAUUUAUGUCAGCAUUAAUAAUAAUGUGAAGUGGUAAUGUGGCCUUAAAAACAUUUAAGCAGUAAAAAUAUUUUAUUUUAAAAAAUUAUUAAAACAUUUCAUUUAAAAAGAAAUAUUUCAACAUUAUUUGUAUGUUUUAGUACUACAAAAUUAUCUUAUCACUUCCCGAUAUUUGCAUAUCAAUUGUAUGUAUAAUAUCUUAUUUGAUAAUAAUUAGUGUAAAUGUCAGUUGUUCACCUGAAAAUUAGUUUACUUUUCUGAUUAAUAAAUUGUAUUAUUUAACAAAA
Stegodyphus dumicola is the source of this 4286-nucleotide messenger RNA. Its product is annotated as protein Fe65 homolog. Gene Ontology annotation, molecular function: transcription factor binding; amyloid-beta binding. The record is from RefSeq and is a predicted model, not a curated record. Gene Ontology annotation, cellular component: nucleus; cytoplasm. Gene Ontology annotation, biological process: regulation of DNA-templated transcription. NCBI's taxonomy places the organism in Eukaryota, Metazoa, Arthropoda, Arachnida, Araneae, Eresidae.